This is a messenger RNA of Gongylonema pulchrum, 322 nucleotides long. NCBI's taxonomy places the organism in Eukaryota, Metazoa, Nematoda, Chromadorea, Rhabditida, Gongylonematidae. The record is from the annotation of a GenBank genome assembly.
ACAAGCAAGCAUCACGUCUCAGUACAUCAUGUUUUUGAUUGCAUAUGCAAAAACGCGUGAAAAUUGCUGAAAUUUUCAGGUACUUGAGCAAGUAGGAUUAUUGCACUCCCGAAGCAAAUUUGACAGCUCUCCUGCCAAAGCGCUGGAUCUCGCCGCGCAGCAAUUCAUUAACUAUGGGCGAUCGACGGCCAACAAGCUCGUCAUUUUGGCGCAUGACGGCAUAUCCACCGAUCUCAUCGCAGAAACACUGGAAGCUAGGCAUGAAUUAAUCGCUGUCAGUUCGCGCUUGCCAAAACAAUUUUUUACUGCCCACGCAACAUGA